CUCUCUCUCUGUCUCUUUCUUUCUCUCUUUUCUCAUUCCUACAUGGGAAUACCCUAACUGUCAUUUAUUCCCCUCCCUUAGCAAGCCUUUGGGCUCAUUUUACUGAGCCAUUGCAGUAGUUCCCUAAUUUGUCUCCCUGCAUCUAAGUCCUCUCUUUGAUUCAUCCUCAAGAGAGCUCCAAAAUUGAUAUUCCUAAAGUAUAAGGUAACCAUGUCUUGAGAAAACUUCAGUGGUUGUCUUUUACCUUUAGAAAAAAAUUCACAUGAUUUGUUUUGGUCUGUUGAAAGAAAAAUUCUUCAUUUGGACUUUCACUCUGAUUAAUGAGGCAAAACUCAGAACAGAGAGAAUUUAAAAGAUUUUAUUAUAAAUAAGUCAAGGCAGCAGCAUGUUGACUAAUUGAUCAUUGAGUAUUAGCAAUAGCUUCAAGAUGGGGUCAGGCUUUAUAGGUAACUUUAAGGCAAUUCAGAUAGUCCACUUCAGUAAGAGAAGCUGAACCCUUGCAUCUCAAUUCCUCCUCAAGGUUGACAAGAACAGGUGAUAAAGGUGACAAAAAGCAGGUAAUACAGAAGGCUACAGACUUGAUAUUAUAUCUUUCCCCACCAUGGCCUCCCCAAAUACUGCCUGAUAAGCAGGUCUAGGAAGAAUGGGAUUCUGAAUAAGCAUAAUUUUCAACAGUUCUUUUAAGUCUUCUACAUCUGACUUCAACCUAUCUUUCCAGACUUAUUUUACACUCUCAACGGAAUCAAUAUUCUAACCAGCUGAUUUUAUGACUGCUCCUAUCUCCUAUCUCUGUACUUUUGCCUGGAAUACUUUCACUCCCUACUUCCAAUAUUGGGACUCUUCGUCUUCCUUCAAAAUGUAACUCAAAAAUGCCCCUUCUGAUACCAGACCUUUCCUGAUUCUCCAUAGUUGUCCCUUAACUUCCAAAGACUAUAUAUUUACUUUGCAUGCAUCUGAUAUUGACUUAACUCUAUAAAUCCACAUAGAAUAAAAUGUAAGCUCCUUGAGGCAACAAUAAAUUCUUCUCAAUGGAUUAUAAGAUCCUUGAGGACAGAGACUAGUUUUGUUUAACUUUGUAUUCCCUAGUUCUCAUAACUGUGACUGGCACCCCAGUAGGUAUUUAAGGAAACCUUGAUAAGUUGUUGACUAGCUGGCAUUUUGAGAGGGAAAAGAUGACAGCUGGAGCACAGUCCUGGGAAGAGCAGGAAGGGGAUCGAGGGUAUAGGCAGAAAGAAUGAGACUGAUAUUUCUUCCCUUGUGGAACUUGAGGGUCAAAGUAGGAACGGUUACUGAGAAGUAUUAAGGAGGGCAGUUGAAGGAGAUCCUGUCACCUGGCCUUAGGUUUGUUUUUGUUUUUGUUUUUGGUCAAAAAAAGUCAAAACUUCUCUGUAUGUUUGUUUGGAAGCCCAGGCUUUAUUAUUAGAGUUCUUUUACCAUGUUACUUUAAUGCCUUGUAUGUUUCCCUAUAAUAUUUAAUAAUAAAACCCUUUAUACUCUCAAGUGUACUACUUUCAGGGAAUUUGAGGUAUAAAAAAAGAUUGAAUUUGGGGCUCCAGGUACAAAGUGGUGUCCCACUUCCACAUCCAAAAGAGUUGACCAGUAAGCUAAGGUCUAAGGCUUGCUAUUGGAGAAAAUAAAUGGGAGCUAUAGGAUCCAACAUGCCUUUCACAUUUCAAUGCUUUUUUUUUGGUGGGAUAGAAUAAUUUCUGGAUUUAGAAUCAGAGAAAAUGGAUUUCAAAUCCUACUUCUAGUGGUGCAAUGGAAAAAUUCUCUGGAGUCAGUAGAACACAGAGAUACAAAAUCAAAUUAUGCCCCCAAUGAUUAUUGCCUAUGAGGCAAUGGACAGGUCAUUUAAGCUCCUUGAGUCUAAAUUUUUCUUCAUAUGUGCAGAGGGAACUGAACUAGAUGGUCCCUGAGAUCCCUUAAUUCUAUGAUUCUACUUACUAAUUAUGUGUGAUCUUGAGCAAUAAUAAUGAUAGUAAUAACUAGCAUUUAUAGAGAAUUUUAAGGUUUGUAAACUCCUUGCAAAUAUCAUCUCAUUCUAGCCUCACAACAACUGUGGAGUAAGGCUUUGGGCUAUUACAAUUCCCAUUUUACAAAUCAGGAAACUGAGGCAAAAAGGGCAAAAAAUAAAAAAAAACCUGACCUACUUGGGGUCUCUAAUGAGUAGGAGUUGGUCAGAUAGAUCUUUCUUACUCCAGGUCUUGCAUUCCAUUUUGAUACCUACCUGCCCUUCUUUGUACCUCAGUUUUCCCAUCAGUAAAAAUGUAAAGGAUGAUUGCUAAGAUUCCUUCAAGCUCUAAAUUCUAAAUUAUGGACAUACUCAUUAUCUUUUAUUAGAUGAUGGCCCAGCUAUCAUUCUUAAUUUCUUUAAUCAUUUCACUGUUUACACAUUCUGAUGUGUCAUACAAGGGUAACAGGUAAUACCACAGAAUAUUCCAUGUGCAGUUAAAAAUAAUAUAUCUGAAUCACUCCCUUUGUUACCCUCUUUCAGUUCCCAUAUAGAGUUAUCCAAGGAGUCAAUUUUGCUUCGUUCAUGAAGUGACUUUACACAACAUUAGUUAACACUAGUGGCAUUUGUCACUACUAAUUGCUCAAGAGUUGAGAUCAGGUAAGCAAUCCUUGAGCUCAUCUGUCAAAAAAUGACCAUAGGACUGUCAAAGAAGAGAGUGUUCUCACUGCCCUGAAUGACUGUGAAUUAUGCCAGAAAUAUCAACAAAGUAAUUGAAAUGAUCACUGACUUUUAACAUGGAUGGGAAUUGAGUAGCAUAUAAUUCUGUUCUCUGGACAAUUUCAUUCAAUUUUAUUAUCAUUUGUUGAUUAACCAGUUUUGUUUGUUGUUAUUUUUAAUAGAUUUCAUGUUUUUAUUUAAAAUUGUCGCUGGGAUUUGCUUUCAUUCACAACAUUACCAUUCAAGAUUUGUUUUCAUUUUCUGUUAAUAUAUUUAGACUAGAAUAAGAAAGAAAGAGCAGGAUAGGGUUAUGGACCCUAGUCAGGAAGACCUGAGUUCAAAGCUGACUUCAAGAUACUUAAUGACCUGGGCAAGUCACUUAACCCUAUUUGUCUUACUCCACAGGAAAAGGAAAUGGUUAACCCUCUCUAGUAUCAUGGCCAAGAAAACUCCCUAGACAAUAUUGGUAUGCUAUUAUAGGGUCACAAAUAAUCAAACACAACUGAACAACCAUAAGAAAGCUGCUACUCAGAGAUGUGGAGGUAAAAAUCUAUUGAAGGUAAGUUAUCUCUUCCUUUUCCCAUGAUAACCAUCUAUUCCAUGAAAGGACCUUAGGUAGAGCUGAGAACAAGAGCUCUGUACCAGCUUUGUGGAGCUCAAAGAUGAAGCUCAAAGACACAUCUUAAACUACAGAUCAGUCAAUCUGAUAUAUUUGUCAUAUAAUUUACCAGUAAAAUAUGUUGAAAAAUUGGGAAGUAACAUGGAAAGAACUAGAAGACCUAAGAUCAAAGCUUAAUUGCUUUUGUGGCUUCAGGCAGGUCAUUUGAUGUGAAAAGUGAGAAGAAAAAUUCCUCUUUGAACACUGAACAGCACAAUUCCUAGUUUUUAGCUAAAGAACAAGAAAAUUCAGUAUAUCUAAUGCAAGUAAGGAAGGGAGAAGGGGAAAGAAGAAAAACAAGAAAUGUACAUGAUAAUUUUGUUGUGCAUUAUUUAUCGAUUUAUUAUGUUUUGGUUUUUAAUUUUUUUGGUUAUAUUUAAAAGAAAUAGCAUGUUGUAUGUAGAUUUGCAGUUUCAAGUACAAUUUUAAAAAUUGUACUAUGUUAUAGAAAUGCUUGUUUUAGACCAUAAAUUAAAAAUAACAUUUAAAUUUUUUCAUUUAAAAAAAAGUCAUAUGUCCCUCAGAGCCCAAGUAUAAUCACAUCCUUGGAAAAGGAGAAGGGGAACUUUAAAAAGGGAAACCAAAUAUUGAAUACACCCUAUUGACCCUAAGGCGUUUCCCUAAGCUCUUCCAUUGUUUCUUUUCAUGGCACUUAAGCAAAAUGAUUGAUCUGAUCAAUUAAGUAAAAAAAAAAAAAAAAAAAAACCCAAUUAGUUGUUUAUUUUUUUGUUUUUGUUGUCAAAUAAGUUAACUGACUAAAAUGUUCAUUGUUAAUCAGUUGUUUUGGUGUUAGUUGGAUGUGUGUAGUAUUCCAUUGUGGGGCUCAGAUUUGUAAAGAGGCAUUUUGGCAAAAGUACAAAAAGUCAUACAUAUAUGUACUCAAAAUCUAAAGGGAGAGCCUAGAAUACCAGCUCCCUACGUGGGGAAAAUUUUGGAUGCAACUUGCUAAGAGUCAUACAGAGGUCCAGCAAAACUAGCCAAUAUAGGGAAAGACCCUGGAACGUGAAAAGGCUGUUACAGGGAAGGCUUCCAACUGGGGAGAAGCAGGACUCAAUUAGAGAUUUUAAAUAAUUCUCCUUGUUAACUGUGAUGCUGAAGCAGUGAAAAUACUGUUAAACCAUGGCUAUAAUAAUUGUUUUAAUUGCCCAAUUCAAAAAUCAUUAUUUUAUUUUGCUCCUUCUAAAUUUUGGUACUCUAUGAAAGUAUCUUUCUAUUUUAGUUCCAAUCCUGGUAGAAGACUACUCAUCAGUAAAUAUGAAUAUCUGUACACAUAAGGCUGAAAAAUGGAAGUAGGGAUUUGGAAGAAGCAACUUUAAUAGCUUUGUAUCACACUGGGAUUGUUUAUUCUCUUGAUUUCUCAUUAUGCUUUUGGCAAAAAGCCAGUAUGGGAGAGACCAUUAAGGUUGUUCUUUUAGACACCUACUUUGGAAGGUAUAUCCUUCAGGUGGUAUUUAGGCACCCCACUCUCUGUCUGCCUACGCCUGGAUCCAGAGGGAAGAACAUUUUUGUGUGUGGGGGUGACAUUCUUGUUUCAAGGGAAUGGUUGAUGGUGUUAUUUUUGCUUCCCACAAAUGGGGAUGUUUAAAAUAGGGCUUUAUUCCAUCGGCAUAAGUGACACAUAGCCUAUGUAUAGUGGGGAAGUAAGGCCCUGGCAGAUGAAGAGAAUUUGAUCUCAACAAAAUACAAGGCUGUGGAUUUCUACAGAUCACAACCAGGGGAGCUGCUUCAGGGAUCGCCAGCAAAGAGCCCAAAUCUCCGACUGACCCAGCCUUCUUCCCAGACCACUGGAUGGACUGAAUGGAUGAAUCUCAAAUCCAGUGAGCUGGGGUUUGGCCUUUACUUCCGGAGGGUAUGCCAUUGGGUUGUGUUUCCUUUUUGAACCUCCCUCCAAGCAGCAUGGUACUGAUGAAGGGUAAACUUCAUUGCUCUUGAGUGUCUUUUGACUCGGUGCCCUGAAGCUCUGGAGGAAGGCCAGUGUAAUCUAAUCAGGGGACUGCAGCUGAGGCUAUAUUUAAUUAGGGGCUUAUUGUCUGGCCAUGGUUUCACAAAUUUGGAGACCUUUGGAAACUUUUGUUGGGAGGAUGGGGGUGGGUUGCCCAUUUCUGCCCUUAACCCCUUCCAAUUUCCCCAUUUCAAUGAAUAUAUUUGAAAAGUUUCACAAAACCUCACUUGCUGGCACAUCUUUGUCCUUUUCUGCUGGCUUUAAGAAGAUUUUAAAUGAGGUCUUCCAAAAAACAUUGAGAGGAGGGUUAGAGAGGGUGAUUCUGGGGUAUGUGAAAAAGGUUCCUUUCCCCUAUUAACAAUUUUAUUGCCAGAACCCAUCCUCUUCAAUUGCUCCUAAAAGGAAUAGGAUGGCUUUCCAAAAGAAACUUCAGUCACUUCUCAGCACAAGAAAAAUCUUGAAACUUUUCCAGAAUUUCUGUGCAUAUAGAAUGUGACUUUGAAGAGAUAUAAUGAAAAAUUAGGAGAGAGAAAGAGGAAAGAAUCCCAUUAAUUUGAGGCUUGGAAAGGUGAAAGAUGCGGGAAAGUUGAAGGAUAAUUUACUAUUUCCUUAGCCCAUCUAAAGUAAAGGUUAUAAUCUGUUCUGAUAAUUUUUUUUUGGGGGGGGAAGCAUACGAUUCCCCUCUAUCACACCUCUUCACUCCCAAACUUCUUUUAUCUCUCUUUCUCUGUCUCUCUUUUUGUCUCUCUCUGUCUCUGUCUCUCUCUUUUUAUCUCUCUUUCAAAAUUCUCCUGGAACCUCUCUUCUGCAUCCAGAAGUUUGGUUUCAGUAUGCCCCGGAGACUGGACACUAAAAAUAUUUCUGGAAUGACGUGAACCUCUCUCACCCCAUUCAGGACCUGGACAAGGCUCCACAAGAACCAACACAUGCUUUCCCUUCAUUUCUGGGUGUCUCCGAGUCGAGCUACAGAUGCUGCUCCUUCUGUUACCAAUGGCAUUCAGUCUCAUAACUGCAGACAGUGCCAAGGCAACAACUGUCCGGGAAAGCUCAGCUACAAGACCCUGGCAGCUAUCACGGCAGGAGCAGCAGCCCCCCCAGCACAGACCACUGCAGCCACCUCCGCCACCCCAUACGGGGGCCUUCCCAUCUCCCUUGGGUUGGCCCAGGCCCCGCCACAGGGGCUGAAGAAGUUGAAGCUGGUAUCAGUGGCAGAAGCGUCCCCAGCGUGGGGUUCAGUCCAGGCACGUGGGCCCCUUCUCCAAGCAACCCUUCGUCCCAGAGGGGGCCAGAGUAGGAUCCAAGAUACCUUCAGCUCUCACCGCUGUCUCCUCCUGUCACUGCGGCCUGAGGAAGGGAUCAGUAUGGAAGUGACUGCUCCUGACCUGGUGAAAGAGCCCAAACUGAGUGAGAUCGGGGAUGGGGAGGGCAGUAGAGGAGGCAGCCAAGACCUCAAGCAACAGCAGCAGCUGACACUUCCAAAGACACCGGGGGAAGCAAAAUAUGUGGAGAUCUGUGGCCCGGCUGGAGCAGCUAGAGAAAGCUCUGGGACUUUGAACUUCACUUUAGUGGGUGACAACCCCCAGAGCAGAGCUAGCAGCCCCCCGGAAGAGUCCACUGCCCCCACACCCCAGACUCCUACCUCCUCGGAUCUUGCUGGCUUCCAGCUCUCCUGCAGCCAUGGGAGUCCGGAGUCCUUUUCUUCUUUCUCCUCCUUCUCUGCCUCCUCCUCCCCAACGGACAAGGUAAGGGAAGCCUGCUCCCCCAACUUGGACGACACCACCACGUCCGUUGGUGGUCCAGCCACAUCGUCUUCUUCCUUGGGUUUCGAGAGUGAGAGCGGUGAGAGUAGUGACCGUGAGCCCAGCUGCCCUGAGGAUUACAACCCAGCCCACCCGCCCAGAGAGGGAGAAGGGGGAAAAGCAAGAGGAGGAGCAGGAAGAGGAGGACCAGCAGCAGGGUUCAGGGCCAAGCCUGCCAAGUCCCAGGGCUGCGGCCACCCCCCACCGAAUGAGGAGGCUCACUACAUCACCACCCAUGAGAUCCAGCUGAGUGAAGUCGAACAGGACACAGACUUUGACCUCGGAUUGGCCUCCCGCUGGGACUUCGAGGACAACAACGUGAUCUACUCGUUCGUUGACUACGCUUCCUUUGGUGGUAGUGAUGAGACCCCCGGGGACACCGCCACCCCGACCGAAGACAGCUGCUACCUGAGCACUGGCCCGAGCACCAGCGCCACCAGGUCUCCCACCCCCAUCAGCAGUGAGCCAGGGCACGCAUCCAUGGCCGGAGACGGCCGCGACACCAGCAGCACCGAAGUGGGCAGCACCCUCUCUGAAAGUGAUACCGAUACGGCUGCUGCUGCCACCCCCCCUUGUGAGCCCCCAGGCGAGCCCCAGAAGGCAGUUCCAGCAGCUCCAGCAGCAGCAGCCGCAGCAGCAGCAGCAGAAGCAGCAGCAGCAGCAGCAGCUACAAGCAGCUGUGGGAAUGCUCCAGGCCAGAUCCGCCUAUCAAUCAAACCAACUUCCCGGGCUAUAAAUGAGCCUAGCAACGUGCGGGCAAAGCAAAACAUUAUUCACGCUGCCAAGCAUGAAGGCGAAAUGAGCCUCCGAGUCUCUUCAGCUGCUGAACACAAUUCAAGUUUGCCCAAGCCGCACCCAGCUGCAGCAACAGCUCAAGACCAUGCAAAGAAAUUUAUCGCCGUACCUGCCCGCCUGCAGACCAGGUGUGGGGCCAUCCGGGCGAAGGAGCUGGUGGAUUACUCGAGUGGGGCUUCCAGUGCGGUCAGUGAGCUGGACGAUGCGGAUAAAGAGGUGCGUAACCUGACAUCCCGAGCCUUCCGGAGCCUAGCUUACCCUUACUUUGAGGCCCUUAACAUUAGCUCCAGAGCUUCCUCCACAGCCCUUUCCGACGUGGGCUUUGGCCGCUGGUCGACCUUCCUGGAUUUAAAAUGUGCGGGUCUGGGGGCCAGGGUGGAGCAGAGCCUGCUGAAGAACAGCGCUGCGUCCGUGGCUGCGGGGCUGCGGAAAGGGGCUGGGGUCAGGCCCUCUGCAGACCAACUCUAUAUCCAGUCCAAGAAGUCUCAGACCAAGGCCCUGGAGUUUGUGGUCAGCAAGGUGGAUGGGGAGAUCACCCACGUGGAGACACCCUUGUGCUUCCAGAAACAGGUCCAAAGCGGCUCCCGAGUAGUCACCCUUUUGGAGACACUAAAUUUACGCAGCGAGAGCAAAGCAAGUUCUGUUGCCGGGUCUGUGAAAAAAAGUGCCAACAAGGCCUCGGGGUCAGUUUACACAGAUGAUGGCUCGGAGACCUCGGAAAGCAGUAAGCCUUCCUCUAGGGCCGAAGGCACACAGAAAAAAUCCAAAUUUGCUUCCAGUCUUCUCAAAAAUGUCAUCUCUAAGAAGAUGCAGCGGGAGCAGGAAUUCAAAAUGGAAAGGGGGGAAGUCUCCGACACAUCUCACAAGAAACCCCCUGGCUCUUCCAGGGAGCCCGAGGACUCCUCAGGUUGGGAGAAGCCCCCUGAGAAGAGUCUGCAAAGACAGAGUUCCCACUACUCAGAGGCCAGUUCCGAGUACACAGUGGUCAGUGUCUCAGACGCCGGCGGGGACACUCCAGUCUCUGAAGACAAAUCUCCAGUUUUUCAAGCAAGUGCUCCCCGGGAAAGCAGUGCCGGAUCCAACAGAACCUUCACUGACCACCACUCAGAAGAGGUGUGUGGAAUUAAGAAGAGCGCCUCUGAAACUGUCAAGGGCAUCUUCCUUCGCAGCCAGAACAGUGCCUUCAGGUCCUGGAAGGAGAAGGAGGCUGAGAAACUGGAGGAGAAGGCCCCGAUCCGGAAACUGAAGCUCUCCAAAGGUGGGGACUGGAAGGCUGACCUUGGGGAGAUAUCUGCCAGCAAGUCAACAAUCAUGUCCCGACUCUUCGUCCCCAACAUCCAGCACACUCCCAAAGACAAGCAGCCCGGAAAACAGGCCACUAAAUAUCCGACAGCCCAGGCUGCGUCCACGGCUGUGAUCAAACCCAAAGUCCCUGAAAUCAAGAUCCGCCUGGGCAGCGUGCAGGAGCCCAGCGCUGACUUUAACAUAGCCAAGUUACUCACCCCGAAGCUGGCAGGUAGCAGCUCUUCAACCAUUUUCAAGACCAUCGAGGACAACAGCAGAGCGCAGCAGAAACUUUUCAGGGGCGACAGCUUGGAAAAGGUGCCCCAGUUCCAGGUGCGGGAUGUGAGGGACAAAUCCAAAACUCAAGGGCCACUCCACCAGGUGAGAGACGUCAGGAAAUUGAUCAAAGGAUCUGGGGAAAGCAGUGAUAAAGGAAGUGUGACCCCUGAACAGGCAACUUCGGGACCGAAACCCAGGCAGCUCUCUGCAGGUGGCGGCGCUCCUAAGUCCCUGUCCCCCAUGGUAAUCACGUGCCAAGCAGUAGCGAAUCCCAGAGAAGAAGGACUGGACCGAGAUCUAAGGGAUGGCAUGGGGAAAGCUUCCACUAGGACCCUUCCGUCUUCUUCUCCGGAAGGUACAGUCUUAGUUCACAGGGCAUCUGGCAGGUUACCUGUGGCCACCAUUGCUCCCAAUAAGACAGAACAGGGGUCCCACCUGCCUGUAUUAAAGAUUGUCUCCAAGACGUCUGCACAGAAAACACCAGAAAAACCUAAAGAAGAAGAGGCCAAGGAGGAAGUCAAAGUUCCAAAGCCCACGCGCAAUGCGCUGGAGAAGCUCACAGCAGCCGUGAGAUCAAUGGAGGAGCUGUAUAGCUUCAAUCGGUAUGAAUGGAAACGCAAGAGUGACCCCCUGCCCAUGAUGGCUGACAGUCACGUGCUGUCCCUCAUCGAGAGUGAAGAACGCGAAGGCAAUGGGGGGGAAGCAGGCAAGCCAGCCAAAAGAUUGGUCGAGGUAGAAGAACGAGGGCCAGGGGGGAAGAGCGGGGUGGUUAUGAGGGGGGUGGUCCCAGAACGCCUUCAGCGGAGAAACUCUAACCCCAACGCUGAGAGCGUGUCCGCCAGGGCUGCAGCCUUUGAGAACAUGGCUAGGGAAAGGCCCCGAUCUCUCUACAUUCCCCCCACCCACAAAGAUGUGGAGAGGACCCAACCUCUGCAGCCCUUACCUCCCUUACCUAGCCACCGGAAUACCUUCACAGUAGGUACCCAGAAAACAGCUGUAGUGGCAGGCGGGAUCGCAGGCAAGUUCCCUCAAGGCCCUGCCCAGGAAAGUUCUUCCUUGGCAAAGGGGAUCAAAUCCCAGGGACUUCGGUCCCUAAAGAUCUCUCCAGCCACUCGAGCACUGCCCACUGAAACCACUAGCAAGAAAAACGGCAUAGAUGGGGAGAAGGGCUUGGACUCAGCCGGCAGUGACAGUGGGAACUACCAGACCAGCCCUCUCAAAGGGAACGUGGGGAGUGCCGAGGUAUCUGGAAGAGCAGGAGCGAUGGCUUCCUCUGCUGCCACUCUGUGUAGCCUGCCACCCCUAAGUGCCCGCAGCCAGGUCCCCAACAAUGCCAAAGGGGCCCAGAGCAGUGGGGUCAGUCGACCCAGUUGGCGCAAUAAAACAGACAAUGCUCGGGACCCAGCCACCACAGCCCCAGCAGUACCCCAGAGUCCUGAUCACCCCCCCACGGCUGUCUAUCACCAGCAGUCACUGCCUUUCACCCUUCAUGGGGCCCAACCACAGGUGCUGUGCUUCUCCCCUCCCGGCAUCUCUGCCCCAGCCCCUGCAACAGCAGCUCCAGGCCCAGCAGACCCCUUCCAGCAGCCACAGCCUCAGCAGACCCAGCGAAAGAUGCUGCUAGACCUGACCACUGGCCAGUACUAUCUGGUAGACACACCGGUUCAACCCAUGACAAGGCGGCUAUUUGAUCCAGAGACUGGGCAGUAUGUAGAUGUUCCCAUGACCUCCCAGCAGCAGGCGAUGACUCCCAUGUCCAUCCCUGUUCCUCCUUUAGCUCUGAGCCCUGGUGCCUAUGGCCCCACCUAUAUGAUCUACCCUGGGUUCCUGCCCCCAAUGCUGCCCCCCAAUGCCCUGCCGCCAACAGCCCUCACUCAUCCUCCUGGAGGAAGCGAGCUCUCUUCCAUGACUAGAGAUCCCUCUGGCAAAGAAGCAGUAGCCCCCAGAGAUAUGGCUUUUGCCGAGACCCCAUACUUUAUUGCCAUGGGCCAGCCUCCCUCCUCUACUUCCUCCUCUGGCCCCACUGCAACCUCCCAGCUUGUGGGCGCUAAGGGGUUUGCCCAGGUGCAUGGCAAACCUGUCAUCAGCAUCACCUCACAACCCCUGGGGCCAAGGAUCAUCACGCCCCCAUCCUUUGAUGGUACCACCAUGAGCUUCGUGGUGGAACACAGAUGAUGAACACAUACAUUUAUGGGAAAACAAAUGGAAGCAGCUCUUGGAACAAGGUGGAAGGACUCUCCUCAUUUAAUCUGGAAAUCACCUUGCAGCAGCACUAAGAAUUCAUCUGUAAAACAGCUUCUAUCUUUUUUUUUCUUAUUUUUUGCUCCAUACAAACCAAGUGUGUAAGUUUCUUGUUUUCCAUGCAAUAUACAUCAUUGUAGUUUUACACAGCAAGUUGAAAUAACACUAUUUUUUUCUCUGUAAAA
Antechinus flavipes (yellow-footed antechinus) is the source of this 11854-nucleotide messenger RNA. It is a transcript of the gene C6H4orf54, whose product is annotated as chromosome 6 C4orf54 homolog. The record is from RefSeq and is a predicted model, not a curated record. NCBI's taxonomy places the organism in Eukaryota, Metazoa, Chordata, Mammalia, Dasyuromorphia, Dasyuridae. The coding region runs from base 6198 to 11603 and encodes 1801 amino acids. The transcript is spliced from 2 exons.